This is a messenger RNA of Paraglomus occultum, 2196 nucleotides long. NCBI's taxonomy places the organism in Eukaryota, Fungi, Glomeromycota, Glomeromycetes, Paraglomerales, Paraglomeraceae. The record is from the annotation of a GenBank genome assembly.
AUGACGAAUACAACGAAUUCCUCCAACACAACUUCUACCACCUCUUCUUCUUCCUUCAACUUUGUUGCUCGCCCAACUUCAUCCUCUAACUCAUAUCCUGUUUCUCACUUUCGCAAGCUCCACACCGAGUUCACUCACCAAGUACAUAAACUUACAUAUGACAUCGACUCUUGGAGUUCACAUUCGGCCCAAUAUCAUCCACGACAUAUUAUGGUUAAUAAACCACUUGAACAAGACAACAUUACCUUCGGAAAAUACCACAAAGUCCACGUGUGUAAUCUGAAAGAAUUUAAAGUAUUUGGAGGAAUAACGCCUAAUAAUAUGAUCGAAUUGCUUCAUUCCGGCCUCCGCAAUGAUCACGAGCCGGAAACGUUUCCUUUGAAACAUCGAGCUAAUUAUGUGUAUCUCCCAUUCCAAUACAUUAAAAUAGUGCCCAUGGCAGCAUGGGGGGCUAAUUUUAAUUUUAGUAUAUGGUACAUUGAAAUACGAGGCGUCGAUGAUCAAGAUUUUGUGCAGGAUGCAUAUGAUGACUAUAUCACAUAUCGAGAAAAGGAAACAAUCAGACUAUGUCUCAAACACCUGAGACAACGCAACUACAUUGACACCUUCAACUCGUUACAAGCCCGGACGAAUAUACUCUUGGAAGACCCUCUGUUGACCGAUCUCCAUUCGCAUAUUGUGAUAGAAGCUAAUUUUGAUAAAGCGGAAGAAAUUAUGGAAAUGGCAGCUGGAAAGGAUUUUUUUAAUGAAUAUAUACGCAGAUGCUCAUAUAAGCCAGCUUGGAGAAAGAUAGAAGCCAGUAACGCUGAUGGUGAUUCGCCAUGCAUGAGAGGUGGUCAUCAGAUGUGUAUCGACGUUGAGGCUGGUCAUGUCUAUCUUCUUGCUGGAUGGGAUGGUACCAAAGAUCUGGCUGAUUUCUGGGUCUAUGACAUCAAUGCAAACAGCUGGAUUUUAAUAUCCGAAGAUACACAGAAGCAAGGAGGGCCAGGCCCUCGUUCUUGUCAUAAGAUAUGUUUUGACCCUGUCAUGAAACAGAUAUACGUGUUUGGGAGAUACAUUGAACCAGAGGCAAGGUCGGAAGCAAAUCUUGAUUCUGACUUUUAUCGAUAUGAUGUAUUGAAUGAUCAAUGGACAGCUAUCUCGUUAAAUACAGAGUUACAAGGUGGACCCGAAUUAAUAUACGAUCAUCAAAUGUGUAUAGAUCCUGAGACACAGAUAUUGUACGUAUUUGGUGGUCGUACCAUGCGCGUAGAUCCCAAGGAUUUCAGUCAUAGUGGCUUGUACUCGUACGAAAUUGCGACAAAUACAUGGACACUACUCAGACCUGAUAUUAGAUCUGAUCUCACUAAAUCGCAGCAAGGAGGACAAUUGAAAUCUCGCAUUGGCCACUCGAUGCUAUUUGAUCCAAAAGAGAAGUUGCUAUACAUCUUUGCUGGCCAACGCGAAAAAGAAUACCUGAGCGAUUUCUACGUAUACGACAUAAAAAAUAAUACCGUUCAUGAGAUAUCUAGGGACUACUCAAAACAAGGAGGCCCUGAAGCAGGUUUCACUCAGCGCUCCACGUUCGAUACCGAGCAACAAGAAUUCUACGUUUUAUCCGGUCUCAUGCGAGAUAAUAAGAGAAAUUCAACGUCGAAAAGCUCCUUUUGGGUAUACUCUCUUGAAACUGGCCAGUGGGUGAAAAUAUAUCAGAAUGAACAGACAGAAAAUAAGCACUGGAUACAACAGACGCCAUCUGAACCUUGCCCGAGGUUCGCUCACCAGCUAGUAUACGACCACAUUAACAAAGUACAAUAUUUAUUUGGAGGGAAUCCCGGAGAACAAGGGAAUUCCAAACAAAGACUUGACGAUUUUUGGGAUUUGAGGUUAAUAAGACCGACGACUGAAGAGAUUUUGAGGAAGAUUAGGUUUCAUAUAAGGAAACAGAAGUUUCGUGAGAUGUGUUUGGAUCCGUCAUACUCGGUUGAUGCACUUAAGUUUCUCCAAACACAGUUAGCCGAAGUAGUUGACCAUUCAAAUGAAACCGAGAGUGCAGAGUUUCGUAGUUUAACAACUGAUCUUGUAUACCGAAAUCGAGGCAAGCGACCUGAUACUUUUCAAUCGCGUACUGAAUUGUACGAGACGCUUUUAGAAUAUUUUCCAGAGAUAAUGAAGCAACCGAAAGGAAACUUGAUUGAUUUAGUCAAGAUCCAAUGA